Molecule: messenger RNA, 1053 nt
Organism: Caenorhabditis sp. 36 PRJEB53466
Lineage: Eukaryota; Metazoa; Nematoda; Chromadorea; Rhabditida; Rhabditidae
Source: the annotation of a GenBank genome assembly
AUGAAGUUGCCGACGCGUUGCCUGUUUCUUUUCCUCCUCCUCUUCUGCGUUAUCCAUAACACUGCCGCGCGGGGAGGUGGAGGACGUGGCGGAAGAGGUCGGGGUCGGGGGCACAGCGGAUCCCGAGGGAGGGUACGCGCCAAGACGACCACGAACAGCGGUGUUCGCGGCAGCAGCUCCUACUCGGGAGGCGUCCGAUCCGGAUCUUCUGGCUUCAAAGUGUAAGUCUCUUGGGACACCCAGAAAGUGACGUCAUUCUCCGUUUUUCAGUGGCUCCGGCACUUCUACCACUUCAAAUUACGGUUCGAGUGCUUUCCGGAUGCAAACUUCAGUGUUCCACAAUCACGCAACGUCCCGUGGCGGCGGCCAUCCGUUCGUGAUCAUUGCUGCUGCAACUCCAAUCUUGUAAGUACAUACGCAUUCCCUACGUUUCGAAUAUUUUCUUUAACAGCUACGACAAUAGAAACUACUAUUGGACUUAUAACGACGCCAAGUUCAAUCGCACAAUCUCGCGAUCCAAUAUUAUUUGCGAAUAUGUUUUUGGGACAGACGAUGGAGAACUACAAAAUGUAAGUGAAUUGAAUCGAAAAAAAAACACGGAUUAUACUCUGAUCCCCUGGCCAGAAGCUAAACGGAUCUCAUUUCAGGUGACGUUUGCGAAUGGAACUCAGGCCAGGGCCUUUUACUUCGGCUGCGAAGGAAUGGUCGAUUGCUGCGGAAUGUACUGCUGUCACGACUUCCAUCAGUACUUUGAGCUGUAAGCCGCCUAUCUCCCUCUCCCUCUCUCUCUCUCUUUUGCCCGUAAUCCAACACGUAUUCAGACUCUUCCUCUUCGGAUUCUGCCUCAUCUUCUUAGGGAUAGCCUACUACGCAAAACGUCGCGAGCCAGUGCGAGACAAGAAGAGCGACACGGUCCCUUUGCGCGAGAAGUCGCCGAAACCGAGCACUGCGAAACCUGCUCCCAAAUCAGCGAAACCACCUCAAUCACAGAAACCUCUCACCAAUGCAACUCAGGCGAAACCUCCAACAAUCGGGUGGAAUUUGAACAAUUAG